UCCAGUCACAUGGAAAAACCCUAUUUGAGCAAAGGUGAGGGGAAAGGAAAAUGGGAUUCUAACAGCUUCAGCUUUGAAGAAGAUCAUUCAUGUGGAGUUUCAUGGCCUGCAAAACAAGUCUUCACAUGUAACUUUUGCAAGAGGCAAUUCAGGUCUGCUCAAGCUCUUGGGGGUCAUAUGAAUGUUCACAGGAAAGAUAGAGCAAGGCUAAGAUUGCUACCUUCAUCAUCUUCCGACAGUCAUAACCCUAACCCUAAUUUUACUUCAUCACCAUCAUCUUCAUCAUCUAAGUUCUUACCAUACACACAUCAUCCCUGGCCUUUUUUAUCUUUACCAUCAUCAUCUUCUAUUGAUGAAGAGAAGAAACUAGAGCUACCUCAUCUUGAUCCUUUGAAUCCUCAAGGCAGGAACAAUAUGAAUAAGAAGAGGAUUAUUGGAGGUGUUUUAGGGUUUGAAGAAUUAAGGGGUACUUUUGCACAGAAAGAUGAGCUUAAGGUUUUGAAGAAGGAAGAUACAAUUAAAUUGGGCUUGGAGAUAGGGUUACUGAAGGAUCCACAAGAAGAUUUGGAUUUAGAGCUUCGACUUGGGUUUUUUUAGGUAGAAUCUUCAAUUUCUUUUGCA
Messenger RNA from Quercus lobata, 621 nucleotides. RefSeq names its product transcriptional regulator SUPERMAN-like. The annotation marks the transcript as partial. The transcript has a single exon. The record is from RefSeq and is a predicted model, not a curated record. NCBI's taxonomy places the organism in Eukaryota, Viridiplantae, Streptophyta, Magnoliopsida, Fagales, Fagaceae.